Molecule: messenger RNA, 559 nt
Organism: Salmo salar (Atlantic salmon)
Lineage: Eukaryota; Metazoa; Chordata; Actinopteri; Salmoniformes; Salmonidae
Gene: sc61g
Product: transport protein Sec61 subunit gamma
Biological process (GO): intracellular protein transport; protein targeting
Cellular component (GO): membrane
Molecular function (GO): transmembrane protein transporter activity
Source: RefSeq, a predicted model, not a curated record
AGAUUUACUCAGGACACGAAAGUUCGGUUUGUAGCCCCGAAGAAUAUCGCUACUUUUCCUAUUUCGCGUGCGUCAGAGUUGGCGUCAUCUUUCACAUCCGAGUUACCCUUGAGCGCAUGCGUAUUUACCCUAUGUCGACGUCAGCUUUUAGAACAUACGUGGCCUUUACAUAGAGCAGUCACAUAAAUAGGUCUUCAGAAGAGAACUCCGGAUCAAAACUUUUCCAACAUGGACCAAGUAAUGCAAUUUGUGGAGCCCAGCCGGCAGUUUGUGAAGGACUCAAUUCGGCUUGUGAAGAGGUGUACCAAGCCAGACAGAAAAGAAUUCUCAAAGAUUGCAAUGGCCACAGCAAUAGGUUUUGCUAUCAUGGGUUUCAUUGGUUUCUUUGUCAAACUCAUCCACAUCCCCAUCAACAACAUCAUUGUUGGUGGUUGAAUAUCUCCCCGGACUGACUGACUAGCUGCAACAAGACAUGGGCUCAAAUGCCGAGAAGUGUUUGUAUAUUAUUGUCUUCAGUUCAUAUUUGUUUGCUCUGUAAAUAAAUCUGGCUUAGUAAGAA